Molecule: messenger RNA, 1097 nt
Organism: Tupaia belangeri chinensis (Chinese tree shrew)
Lineage: Eukaryota; Metazoa; Chordata; Mammalia; Scandentia; Tupaiidae
Gene: SCGN
Product: secretagogin, EF-hand calcium binding protein
Exons: 12
Coding region: 1-837 (278 amino acids)
Biological process (GO): regulation of long-term synaptic potentiation; regulation of presynaptic cytosolic calcium ion concentration
Cellular component (GO): dendrite; synapse; nucleus
Molecular function (GO): calcium ion binding
Source: RefSeq, a predicted model, not a curated record
AUGAAAGCCCUUCGGAAGACCGAGGCGGGGCGGCGGGGGCCCCUGGCCGCCGCCGGCUUCUGGCAGGUGUGGCAGCGCUUCGACGCGGACGGAAAAGGUUACAUAGACGAGGAGGCUCUGGACGGUUUCUUCCACCACACGCUGACGAAGCUGGGCCCCGAGGCCGCCGCGCAGGAAAGCGUGCGCAGAGCGAGGCAGCAGCUGCUGGCUGCCCGCGGGGCCCGACACGACAGCCGCGUGGAGAUGGAGGAGCUUGCCGGCGUGUUCCUGUCUGAGGAUGAAAACUUCCUGCUGCUCUUCCGCCGGGAAGCGCCCUUGGACAGCAGCGUGGAGUUCAUGCAGAUCUGGCGCAAAUACGAUGCGGACAGCAGUGGCUUCAUGUCAGCUGGCGAGCUUCGCAACUUCCUCCGAGACCUCUUCCUCCGCCACAAGAGGGCCGUCUCCGAGACUAAGCUGGAGGACUACACCGGCACCAUGAUGAAGAUUUUCGACAAAAACCAAGAUGGUCGUUUGGAUCUUAAUGACUUGGCCAGGAUUUUGGCCCUUCAAGAAAACUUCCUUCUCCAGUUUAAAAUGGAUGCUUGUUCCACUGAAGAAAGGAAGAGGGACUUUGAGACCAUCUUUGCCCACUAUGAUGUUAGUAAAACCGGAGCCCUGGAAGGCCCGGAGGUGGACGGCUUUGUGAAGGACAUGAUGGAGCUCGUCCAGCCCAGCCUCAGCGGGCCGGACCUCGACAGGUUCCGGGAGGUUCUCCUGCGUCACUGCGAUGUGAACAAGGAUGGCAAGAUCCAGAAGUCGGAGCUGGCGUUGUGUCUGGGGCUGAAGGUCAGCCCGUGACGGUCGCGGGGCUUGGCUCUCCCGCCUUCCUGCUCUCACUGCUAGAGCCGCCUGGUCUUGGCCUCCUGCCAGGGAGGUGCAGGCUCGCCCAGCGCCCGCCCGCGUUGCUCCCACUCCCGCCCUGCCGCCCCAGGCCGCUGUCCCCCAGACUCCGGUGUCUGUCCUUCCUGUGUUCUUCCCGUGGCUUUCUGCGGAGCCUGCGUGCUGUGUGGCCCCCAGUUCUGUACAAGUAGACCUUGAUGUGCAAAUAAACGUGAAUA